Messenger RNA from Trichoderma citrinoviride, 621 nucleotides. RefSeq lists its product as hypothetical. The record is from RefSeq and is a predicted model, not a curated record. Gene Ontology annotation, cellular component: U2-type spliceosomal complex; post-mRNA release spliceosomal complex. Bases 1 to 621 code for a protein of 206 amino acids. The transcript has a single exon. Lineage: Eukaryota; Fungi; Ascomycota; Sordariomycetes; Hypocreales; Hypocreaceae.
AUGAACUCCCACAACAGCCUCAGCGCCGCCGCAGACGAGCGCAAGGCGCGUCUCGCAAAGCUCAAGACCCUCAAGCGGAAACAGCCCGUCGACGAGGUCGCCACGCCAGAAGGCGACAGAGACGCAUCGCCAGCAGCAAACGACCCUGCGACGCUGCACCUGUCCGGCCGCAACUAUGACCCCGAGACGAGAGGACCCAAGCUCGGCUUCGACGCGCCGCCGACGCUCGCCAUGGACAAGCCCACGCUGGAGGAGCAGGCCGCAGAGGUCGAAGCAGAGAUCAGGGAAAAGGCGGCCGAGGAGGCGCGGGACGACAAGGGCCUGGAUCUCUUCAAGCUGCAGCCCAAGAAGCCGAACUGGGAUCUGAAGCGGAAUCUCGAGAAGAAGAUGGAACUGCUCAACGUGCGGACGGAUAAUGCCAUUGCGAAGCUGGUGAGGGACCGGGUGCAGAAUGCGCAAAAGGCUGCCCAGAAGAAGACGGACGUCGACAAUGACAACCUCGAUGGAGAUGCUGCUGGUGUGGAUGGUGUCGCGCUUGUGGAGGGGCUCAGGGUUCGCGAAGAAGAGGAAAGGGAGGAAGAGGAGAGAGAGCGCAAGGAAGAGGAGGCAUUGGGUCUGUGA